AAGGGUGAUUUUGUCUAACGUCCCCCCGUUCAUCAGAGAUGAAGUGCUGGAGAGAGAACUCUCCAGGCAUGGGAAAAUAGUGUCCCCUAUUAAAAAAGCCCUGUCUGGGUGUAAGUCUCCUUUGCUCCAGCAUGUGGUGUCUCACAGGAGACAGUUAUUCAUGAUCCUGAAUAACAGCAAGGAAGAGUUGAACUUGUCUUGAGAGGGAACAUCAGGGCAGAAGGAAGCUGGAAAAAAGGGAGGAAUAAGUGACAAGGAGCAAAGAGGCAGAGCUGAAAUGAAGAACAGGGAGGAGGAAACAGGUGGAGACAACAGUGGUGAUGGUGAACAGAUGGAGGGAGGAAAUCAAACUGUUAGCUGCAGAGAAAAGGACACAUCAAACUGUCAAAGCAUCAGUGAUGAGGGAAACAAGGCAGGUGAGUCUCAACAGAGCUGUGAGACUGUGGGUGCUGAUAUUGAAAAUAAUGAGGAGGAGGAAAAUGGGGAGGAUGAAGAUGAGGAGGAGGAGGAGGAGGAGGAUGAGACGCAAAAUAGUAAGACAGCUGGGCCAGAGGAGAUUUUGGCAGGAAGUGCAGAUAUAGACAUGGUUGGUGAGGAGAGCAGCCUGACAAUCACUCGGCAGAAAAGAAAAUCUGAAAUCGACAGUAAAGGCUCAAAAGCAAAGAAGGUUACAGUCAGCAAAGACAAACAGAAGCAGAGUGUGAAGGAGUCGAUGGCGGAGUAUGACUCCAGUGUGGAAGGCCGUUUUGAUGCAGACAGUGAGAGUGAUGUCUCACUGAACAAAAUAACACCAGGAGAGCUGAAUGAACAGAUUUAUGGGGUUGAGAAAAUCAAACUGUUUCUACAGAAAACAAAGAACGUAAAAGGGGUAAAAGUUGAAAGUUUCUUUCCAGACAAAGAGGCUUUUCUUAACUCAGUCAAGUCACAGCUGAGGGCCAAAGGAAGAGAGGGUUUAACUGAGCAGGAGGUUUACAGGUUGAGGAAAAUAGUGGUGAAGAUCAGACAUGAACUUAAUGAAGAAGAUGGAGAGGAAUCAAACUAAAGGUUUUCUUUUUCUCAGUCUGUGUGUGCUGUCUGGUUGU
Messenger RNA from Micropterus salmoides (largemouth bass), 1082 nucleotides. Its product is annotated as cilia- and flagella-associated protein 251-like. The coding region runs from base 278 to 1042 and encodes 254 amino acids. The transcript has 2 exons. NCBI's taxonomy places the organism in Eukaryota, Metazoa, Chordata, Actinopteri, Centrarchiformes, Centrarchidae. The record is from RefSeq and is a predicted model, not a curated record.